This is a messenger RNA of Ilyonectria robusta, 1890 nucleotides long. RefSeq lists its product as uncharacterized. The record is from RefSeq and is a predicted model, not a curated record. The transcript has 4 exons. NCBI's taxonomy places the organism in Eukaryota, Fungi, Ascomycota, Sordariomycetes, Hypocreales, Nectriaceae. The coding region runs from base 1 to 1890 and encodes 629 amino acids.
AUGCCCUCGACGUCUCCAUCAUCAGGUCCUUCUCCCCCCGGACCCAAGACAGGCCACCCUGGACCUCCUCGGAAGCGAAAUGUCACGUCCCGAGACCGGAAUGGAUGCAUCACGUGUCGAUAUAUCGUCAAUCGGAUUGCUUUCUGCGACGAGACCUUCUUAACCACGCAGAAAGCCCAAGGCAGGGUUCCCAAGAGGGCCCGAGGACGGGCUGUGAAGAGAGUGGUGGUUGACGCAAGCCCAAACACAACCCGCAAUGAAGCCGUAAUUGACAGCUCUCUUGUUGGGUUUGAAGAUGCGCAAGACGAUACCACGGCUUUUGCAGGCAACGCUUUAGCCCCUGUUUCCGAGGCAGGAGAUUGGAUGCUACAGGAAUGGGCGCUCUCUCUUUGGCCUCAGGAUGGCGAAGCACACCUCAAUGACGAUGCCUCACCCUCCUCUUUACUGGAACUGAACCCGCAAUUUUCACUUGCAUCAGGGAAUGAAAGCCAGUCUCAAUUCUUCUGCUCUCCCUACGACGGAGAGUAUAUGGAACGGCUUCGAAGUGAUGGAAUUGACGGCUUGACAACUAUCCUUCCGAUAAAAGAUAUAAUCAUUGACCAUUCCGUCAUGGCAUCGCACUGCUGGAGUGCGGCGCUCGCUGUCUCAGCCCUUACCUCGUCGAAAAAAGGGUUCAUCUCCACUCAGGAUUCUAGACAACAUGCAAUCCAGCACUACAGGAAUGCUGUACAAUGCGUUCGAAAAUCAUAUCCUAAAGAAUCCCCGGGGGCUUUCCAAAACGUCAGCUCCGAUGAUCUACUUAGUUGGUUUCUGACCCGCCUGUUGCUAGCCAACUUCGACUUGUGUCGCGGAAACCUCUCUUCCUGGCGCCACCACCUUCGAAUAGCAGGAAGAAUCUUCAGUUCGUGGCAUCAAAGGAUCCUCGUUGACUCCCGCGGCCGCCAACUUGCUCACGCUUUUGCGCGCAUGGCGCUGCUCGUGGAGCUCCAAAACGGCGACUUGGCACUGACUCGAGUGCACGACAUGAACCCUGGAGUAGCAAGCCAGCUCAUAUCAAUGAUGGAAGAAUCAGAGUCUUCUCGUGACCGACUGCUUGCGAUGAUCAGGAACGUGAGCAAGCUGGAGAUUAAGUUCCGCUAUCGGCCCGAGUUACACGAUAAAUGGACGCGCAAAAUGGAACUCAUCGACGCGAAACUGACAGAGUGGCAACAGAAUUUGCCAGCCUCGGAGCUGCCUGUCGACACAGGUGUUGCAGACGCCGUCAAGUUUCCCGUUGAUCUGGGAUCAUCCAUGCCCUCGCUCGCCGUUACGCCCUUGACGUUUCCAAACUCCUCCAACCCAUAUACAUCCGCCGUGAAUUAUGCUCACUUCCUCUGCGCUCGCAUGCGUGUUCGAACUCGAUACCUUCCAAAUGGCGGCAAGAUCACUCCCCUAGAGACUGAAUCUACAGUCUUGUACACCUGUCGGAUAGCGGCUGGCCUUUCUCCAGGUGGGUGUGCGCGGGCGAAUGCUUUCGGUCAUGGCAUGAUGCCUGCACUGGUCGGCUCAUAUCGUUGGAGCAGUAAUGCGCAGGCUCGUCAGUGGAUCACAUCUUGGCUUCAGGGGUACGAAGAAGAGGGUGGCCGCGAAGGUCUCUGGAAUGUGCUGCAGACUAGGAGAUUGCUGUCAUUUCUGGACGAUGAGGCGCGUCGUCGGGCGUCUAUCUCGGGAUGCUGGGAUAUUAUCGCUGCCAGGAUUGAGGAUGAGGAUGACUCAAGUGAUAGAGACUCUAUGGUUUCGGAUGGAUCUGUCACAGAUGCAUCUUUUCCCAUCCAAGACGAUUUGGACUGGGUUGUCGUUCAUUCCCGAUCACCGGAUGGCUGGGCAACUGACCACUACGUUGUUUCAUGA